Ceratitis capitata (Mediterranean fruit fly) is the source of this 1238-nucleotide messenger RNA. RefSeq names its product somatomedin-B and thrombospondin type-1 domain-containing protein (gene vex). The record is from RefSeq and is a predicted model, not a curated record. Bases 135 to 1205 code for a protein of 356 amino acids. The transcript is spliced from 5 exons. NCBI's taxonomy places the organism in Eukaryota, Metazoa, Arthropoda, Insecta, Diptera, Tephritidae.
AAAGAUCUGCAAAAUAAAAAAGAAAUCGUUGCUAAACACAUUUAAACACAUCAAAAUAUAUACGAUUUGACAUACAAACAUACAUAUUGAUUAUAAAACAAAUUUACUGAAUUUAACGAGUCAAUUGCCCUAAAAUGUGUACAUCACAACACUCUGUGGUGUCUUCAAUAUUCAUUACAACAACUGCAUUGACGGCGACGACAUAUACGGAAAAAAUGCAUUCACGUCGCUUUCACACAUCAACAGCUUUUCUAUUGGAAUUAUUGAUUGUUGUGAUUUUGUUAUUGCAAUCGCAAUUCGCCUCAGCUGGCUCAUGUCGCGAAGCACAACUUUGUUGCAAUGGGCGCGACUCGUCGUGUGUGGUGCAAAAAACACCGGUUAAUGCAAUUAUUGAAGAUCUCAACGAUAAACCCUGCUAUUGUGAUCAUGCUUGUCUGAAGCUGGGCGACUGUUGCGCUGAUUUCAAGGAACACUGUGGAGUGGUCGAUUGUCAGGUGAGCGAUUGGACCCCAUGGAGCGAAUGCGAUAAGAGUUGCGGUACGGGAAUUAUAUUUCGUCAACGUAAAAUAAUACGAGCGCCACAAAAUGGCGGUAAACAUUGUCCAACGCUGAUACAAAAGAGAAGCUGUGAAGGCUUUCGUUGUCAUAGUGAGCGUGGCAAGCGCAUUAUACAUGAAACUGCAUAUUUGCUACCUUCUUCAUUGGCGCGACAACAUAACACAAACAAAAGUAAAGAGUCCUUAUGGCAUGAACAUGAUAGCAAAAGGAUUGGCAUACACGACUAUUGCAUAGAAUUCGAAGUGAUUAAUGCGGCCAGGGAUUGCCUCAAAAUACCGCCGUACGAUUUUCUGGCAGAAGGCGAUCGCGUCACCGUACAUUGCAACGUGCGGAAAACACACAAUCAGCCAAGAACGCGUGGUCACCUUACCAAUACAACUACGAAAAAUCAAUUAAUAGAUUUCAAAUUAGAAAGUUCUACAUUUGAAAGUGAUGAUUUGGAAAAAUCGCCCAUCACACAUGCAAGCGCAACAAAUCACAACAAUAAAAUGAACAUUGCAAUGGCAACACAUUGCCGCGGCGAAGGCGCACCGGGCAGGACCACGCGUUGGCGGUCAUUAGCCGUGACGUCCUGCCAAGGCAAAUGGCUGCGGCUCACUUUGGGUGCGGGCAAGAAGUGCACACAGGCACAAUUCAAAUUUGUUUAAUAUACAAUAUAUAUUAUAUAUAACUAACGGUUA